Paramecium pentaurelia is the source of this 1410-nucleotide messenger RNA. Lineage: Eukaryota; Ciliophora; Oligohymenophorea; Peniculida; Parameciidae. The record is from the annotation of a GenBank genome assembly.
UGAUGAACAACAUUCUCUUCAUAAAUGCAGCCAUGAUAUUCUAAUAGUUAUUUAGUUAAUUCAGCUGUUGUAGUCAUUAAUAAAUUAAAAAUGGGAAAUUGCACACUAAAAUCAACAGAGUCAGAAGAUUAAACAGGUAUUAGUCUUAACUUAUUUUAGUCAUCUCUAUCUCUAAUUUCACACAGAGGAGUGUUAUAGGCAAGGGAGGCUUUGGAAAGGUAAGAUUAAAGAAAAUAAUAAAGGAAAUUAGGUCUGGAUGGUUGAGAACAAAAAGUCAAAAAGUUUAUAUGCUAUGAAAAUAAUGUCAAAAGCUAAGUAAUUAAUCUAUCUAAUUGAAAUAGGAUUAUAGCAAAGAAAAGUGUUUAAUCAGUAAUGAAUGAAUUAUAAUUACUUAGUUAAUUGAAACAUAAGUAAAUGCAAUCAAUUUAUAUAGUUUUAUUAUUAAUAUGUAAGCAGCAUUCUAAGAUCGAGACAAUCUCUACUUAGUAAUGGAUUUAUUAACAGGUGGAGAUUUGAGAUAUCAUCUAUGUAAAUAAAGGAAAUUUACAGAAGAACAAACUAGUACAUUUAAUUAAAUAAAAUAGAAUUCUUUGUUGUUUGUAUUAUAGUCUCAUUGGAAUAUUUACAUGUAAAUGGAGUUCUCCAUCGAGAUGUGAAACCUGAAAAUCUAGUCUUUGAUGAUAAAGGUUACUUAAAAUUGACAGAUAUGGGAAUUGCUCGUUAAUGGAAACCUGAAAAUGCAUAAGAUACUAGUGGUACACCUGGAUAUAUGGCUCCAGAAGUUAUGUGCAGUAAGAAUUACAAUUUUUUAAUCUAAUUAAAUAGGAUAAAAUCAUGGAGUAGGUGUUGAUUAUUAUGCACUUGGAGUUAUUGUUUAUGAAUGUAUUAUGGGAAAACGACCAUAUGUUGGCAAAAGUAGAUAAGAAAUUAGAGAUCAAGUCAUAGCAAAAUAAGUUCAAAUUAAAAAUACAGACAUACCCACUGGAUGGUCAUUAGAGGCUGUUGAUUUUGCCAAUAAAGUAUUAGUUCUUGAUUAAGAGUAAGCUCAUUUAAAGAAAACCUGCUAAUAGAUUGGGUGUAAAUGGUCCUGAUGAAGUUAAGGCCCAUUAAUGGUUUAAAGAUUAUUCUUGGGAUAAAUUAUUGGAUAGAUAAAUAACAGCCCCAUAUAUUCCCAGAGAGGAUGAAAUGAUUUCAAUAGCCAACGAAAAUCGUAGAGAUUCUGCUAAUGAAAUUGAUCCAGAAAGUGUAUUAAGUUUAAGAAGAAACUCAAUCUAAGGUAUUCAUACUUAUUGAUUUUUAGCUUAAUUUGGUGGCUAUAGUUUCAAUGGAAGCAAUAAUAAUAAUAAUAAUGCUAAGCCUCAAUCCACUAAUGUUAGUGUUCCAGCAAUAUUGUCAACAAAGGCUAAUUGA